Macrosiphum euphorbiae (potato aphid) is the source of this 1140-nucleotide messenger RNA. The record is from the annotation of a GenBank genome assembly. Lineage: Eukaryota; Metazoa; Arthropoda; Insecta; Hemiptera; Aphididae.
AUGGAAGCGGCCAAAAUUAAUCCUGUCAUUUAUCCUUUAUCACCCUCUCAUAGCUCUACAUUGGAAGAAUUUCCGUUUGAUGAUGACGUGCUAAGAGGUCAUUUGAGUGUUCGUUCACAUUUAGAAGAUUUAGCCAAAAGACAUCCAGAUCUUGCUGGUCAUUUGCGUUGUCCACCUUGGGGAGGUGAACCUAGCUCUAAGAGUUGGAGCCGUAAACGCACUGUGUCUGGAGAAGAUAACGCGCCUGAGGGACCAUCAGAUCUCAAUCACAAUUACAGCGACCAUACUGAUUCUAGUCCUGAUAAAAAACGAUUUGAAGAAAACAUGGAUAAGCAGCACCAGCAUCCGUUCGAAAAUAAUUCAAGAUCUCAGGAAAAUGAUGAUAAACCUCAAAGAUUUGUAUCUAAAUUAGAAUUUACACCAGUAAAUCCUAUUAAUAAUCAAUCUGAAAAUAUUCAACCACAAACACAACCCCAAACUGAUUCAUCCACACCAUCCCACGGAACUCAAAAACAACCUAAUGUGCGACACAUUCCGAUUUAUGUGGAAGGCCGUUCUGAACCAGUGUAUCCAAAGAAUGUUGAUCAAAGAUUUAAUGAAAAUAACAGCUCAACUUUGCCAAAACGAUCUGCUGGUAAACUAACUCCAUUUGCACAACAUCAUUCCUUUCAUGACCAAAAUACUGCACAACGGCGUCAAACCCCACCUUCUCAACAUCGUCAGCAAACUCCUCCACAAGAAACCAGAUCCACUCCUCCACCCACUCCUCGUCAACAAGUUAAACCAGUAGACGCUUUGGAAAAAGUGCAAAUUGUUCAAGCUGAUGUAGAAGAAUUGUUAGUAGCUGUUAAUCAAUUUUCUGGUUCCUCGCGUCUUGACAAGCAAUAUAUUUAUUUGGAUGAAAUGCUUACAAGAAAUUUGAUUAAGCUAGAUACCAUUGAAACUGAAGGAAGAGAUGAUGUACGUAUGGCUAGAAAAAAAGCAAUUAAAACUAUCCAGGAUACAAUUUCUGUUUUAGAAAUUAAAGCUCCUCAACCUCAAGAAGAAUUGACAGUUGAAGAAUUGUCUGGGAAUACAACUGAAACUGCCCAAGUUGAAAAUGAGACUUCAGACACUGAAAAAGUAGAAAGCAAUAAUUAA